AUGAAUGUAAAUUCGGACCUUUAUGAUAAUCCAGUUCAUGCAGUUCUUCAAUUAACAAAUACUUUGGAAGAUGACUAUACUAAUUGCCCUCCAGCAUUUCAAAAAUACUUCAAAAAUGUUAAACUUCCAAAAUUUAACAAGAAAACACUUGCGAAAUUCGAUGUGAACACUGAAUCAACAGACAAAAUCGUUGAAAUGCUGCUUAAAUCAGGUUAUUCUUUUCCAUUUUUUCCGCAAUUGAUUCCUCUUCUUUCAAAUUCGAACAGUGGAAUAGAGUACAAUAAAUUUGUCUUGUGCUGGGUUCUUAAUACUGCAAUUUCUUAUACGAUUUACUUCCAUAAUACGUCCGAUUUAACUUACUCUGAUAGUGUUUUGAAAUUAUUACUUAUGUAUACGAAUUCCGACUAUACUAACUACAUUAUCUCAUGCUUUAUAUAUGUAUUUACAACUAUUUCGAUAUCGUUUAAUGAAAAUAACAUAGAAAUUUACAUGAUGAUUUUACUUCAAUUCUUUUCAUUGCCAUUUUCCCAUGAUAUUCAAUCUACAAAUCUAAUACCAACAGUACUUACAGUUUUACUACGUUCUUUUGAGAAAAAUCCUUCAUUAGCCACAAAAUUUAUUGAUAAAUGUAACGAACUGUUCGAAAACGACAUUUUAAUGCUUGACCGAUACUCUCUAGCUAAUCUACUAUCACUUACAUUACCUCUUAUCCUAGAAUUACAAGCCUGCGCCCUAAGAUUUCUAAAAAUCGGAAUUAAAUCGAAGCUUCCAUGCGAUUUUGCUACAAUAUUUUCACUACUUCCUAGAUACAUGUAUAAAACAUUCAUCGAAACUCCAAACAAAAUAAGCUGGGAGAAAAAAAAUAAUUUGGUCGUAUUUGAGACCACAAAUGUCUACGACGGCUUGAUGGAAGUUGUACAAAAUAAUCCUAAUACGGAUACCCUCGAAAUGACUGAAAUAUCUCUACCAGAAGAAAUACAAUUAACUUACAUGUUUCCUACUGAAUCGAUCAUGAAACUUGAGUCGAUAAUCGAUAUCUUGGACGGCAAAGAAACAUAUUCCCUGAUUUUCUAUGAAGAACUCCUCAAAAUUUGCGAAAAAUCCGAAUUUGAAUUUAUCGGAAAUGCUUUCGCCGGAGCUUUGUAUUUUGCAGAGUCUAUCUCAACAUAUACAAAUGUAGGUUUAAAUCUUGUGAAAUCAACGAUUUUUGACCCUCAUAUUACAUAUUUUGAUCAUUGUAAGGGAUUUAAGUACUUAAACUCCUUGAGAAUGCACGCAGUCAACUUAAUAUUAUCAGAGAACUGGUAUGAGCCCAUGGAAACCUUAGUUCUCUCAAAUUAUCGUUAUCCAAAUUUAAUUUCGGAACUUUUUUACAGAAUAACAUACAGUUUGCCAUUUCUAUCCAGAAUGAUCGUUACUUAUCCGAAAUUGGCCAAAGUUUUCCGUCAAAUUUUCUCAUAUUACAGAUCUCUCAGAAUUUCAUCUACAGAGAACAUGGAAUACAUCAAAAGAGCCGAGAUAUCAUGUUAUUCGCUCAUUGCAGCUCUUUUUAAGAACAAAGAAGCAGCAAAAGUUCUGAUUUCUGAUAUGCUCUUUAUGACAUCAUUUACUUUGCUUCUUUCUGAUGAUUACACGAGGAAAUAUUGUUUGGAACAGUUCGAAUACCUGUUUUCUGUUCUUCCUUAUGAAGAUUUAAUUUUAUUAUUUAAUUAUCUCAUUCCUCUUAUUGCCAAUAUCAUUAUUAACAUUGACAAUGACAAGAACGUAUCAGUUCUCAUGGAAAUAUUCCAAUCUCUCCUCAAAAUUUUCAGAAAUCGGAAUGAACUGAAAAAUCUUUCCGAAAUUUUGAUUCCUCAUUUCAGUAACUUGAUGGAGAACCUCCAGUCAUCCAAAGAAAGCCACAAAUCCCUGUUUAAGCUCACUUUUUCCUUGUUAAUUGAGAUAUCAAUUGAAAUUAAAAAACCGUUAAUAGUUAUCAUUGCCAAGACCAUUCCAAACAUGUUCCAAAGCGAUUGUCCAACCGAUGUCUAUGAAAUGUUGGUCAAAUUCAUGAAUGGAAAUACAAAUAACAUGUUACCGAGUUUUAUUCUUAAAAACAACAAUUCCUUGUUAUUGUAUUUCAAAGUAUGCUUUUGGUACAAACUAAUUGACAAAUGUCUUGAUUUUGCUAUGGGAUUAAUUCAAUUUUCCCCUGAAAACGCAAAAAUGGCCAACAAAGAUGAAGUUGAUUUAUUUUUAUUGUCACAACUGGAGAAUUCAUCAGAAGUAGAGAAAAUCUUGGAUUUAUUCCGAGAAAUAAGUUGUAUUUAUUCUUCUCCAAUGGUUGUGAAAUCAUAUUUUACUUUGUUGUCGCCAAUCAACAACAAAUUAUCAAAGAAUCAUGUUUUGUUGAUGAAAACAUUAUCAGAGAUUUGUUUUAAUACAUAUUGGCUGCAAAAGAAAUCAUCAUUAUUAGGAAAUACUUUAUCAAGUAAUGAUUUCAAAAUUUCUGACAAUUUUACAAAAGGAUUUUCAUUUUUAUUUUGGUUUAUUAUGAGAGCGACAGAUACAACUGUCGUACCAAUAUUUAAUAUAGAAAUAGAUGACUUCGUUUUCUCUAUUUAUAUAAGAGAAACAACUUUAUGUGCUUUCAUUAAUUCUAAUAAUUUUAAUCAAGAAAUUAGAGUUCCUUAUAAAUUUAGAAAAGGUGUUUGGUAUUAUUUAAUAAUGAAUUACAAAAUUAACGAAGAGAAUACGGAGUUAACAAUUAAAAUACAUCAUAAUGAAUUGUCUAUUCUUAAAAUGUCUAAAACAACAUUUGAUCCUGAGAAUAUUGCGCAUGCAAGAAUUGGUUCUUUAGUUAUGAAUAACAAAAGUAUAAUUGAAUUGGGUGUUUCUUUUUUGACUUCACUUUUGAAUCAAGAACAAAUGAAAGAAUUAAGUCUUUGCACGCCAACAAGUAAUAUAUCAGGGUUAGUUAAACCUUUGAUAUCUUUCGAACCUGGUUCUCAAACAGAUUCUCAUGAUGACUCAAGUUUUGUUUAUACAAUUGUAAAAUUGUGGAAAUUUGACAUUGUUCUUCCUUUGUUUUCUCUGUUCGAUAUCAGGUUUUCUGAUGGUUCUCUUUGGCAGGACGCGGCAUCAGAAACAGUAUCAAUACUUGCAAAAACAUUAAUGAGCGGUGAUUACGCAGAAAGAUACUUUUUUGAACAAAAGAAAUUCUCUUUAAUCGCUCAUAUUUUAGUCCAAUAUCCGCCAAAAACUUUGACAUACAAAAUUUACAUUCAAUUUUUCAAUUUGUUCGAAAUUCUGAACAAUAUAAACCUCAGAAAACAUUUAUUUGAUUCAAUUCUUGCAGAACCAUAUAUCUGGAUUACAGCAGAUGCAGAAGAUCAUUUGAACAUAUUAAAGCAUUGGUCAGGAACAUUGUUUAUCAAAGCUUUGAAGUAUUUACAAGAAUUCAGACCAUUGAAUGAGUUAUUGAAUGUUUUAACUUUCUUUUAUUGGUACGAAGACACAUCAGGGAUUGCUUUUGGAGGAAAAGACAGUAAGAGACCGAGAGAUGAAAAGUUGGAUAUAACAAAAUGUAGAAUUGAAAUUAAUAAUUGUAUAAAAUACUUGGCAUCUUUGAAAUUCACGAAAGAUGACUUAUGUUUGAUAAUUAGAACAUGUUAUAAUUGUAAUCAUGAUGAAAAACAAGUCAUUUCAUUGUUGGAUUUAUGUGAAGAUUUAAUUCUUUCUUACGCUGAUCAGAAACUCAUACAAAUUGAUAUGCAAAUGCUUGCUCCUUUGCAUGAUAUGCUCUCGAGAUCUGAAGAAGCAAUUGCUUACAUGAUAAUCAAAGUUUUCAUAGCAAUAAGAAAGAAAAAUUUGAUGUCAAAAAGUGACAUUUAUUCAUUAUUUGACAUAUGCAUUUAUUCGAUGAAUACUCAGAUAUUAAGUCAAUCUUUCUUUGUAGGGAUAUCCAGUUACAUCAAACAAAUACCAGAACUGUUUCCAAUGGCUUGUUGGAUUUCUUUCAUCAAAAAUGACCAAAUCAUAUUUGAUGAUUUAAUUAAAAACAUCCAGAAACUCACGCCAAGUCAGGAUUACGUUUGCGCUGAUACAUGGUUCAUUUGGCCAUUAAUAGCUGCUUCAAAAAUCAACAAAAGUGAUUUGAAAAUUUUGAUUUCUUUCAUGUUGAAUUGUCAAAAAAGUGACAUCAAUUUAUUACUUAAUCAAUUGAGUGUUAUAUGUGCAGCGUUACCUAAUGAGUCUGAUGAUUACCAAUACUCCUUCCUGGAGACUGCUUUAAGAAUGCUAGAAUCAAACGAAAUCAAACAAAAUCAAGAAAAUUAUUUAAUUGUCAUCAAACACGUUUUCUUGUUUUUGUAUUUAAGAAAAGAGGAUUCUGUGAAUACUACAUUGGUUUCUGAGUUCCAUAAAUCACCUUUCAUUUCGAAAUCAGAAUCCGAAAUUAUUGAAAAAGGAAAAUCUCCGAAAAGGUUCCCAAACGGGUUCGGAAUCGUCAAAAUAUUCAAGAUGUCUGCGUUCGACAUCAAAAACUACGUUUGCGGAUACAGAUUUGACUCCCAAAACUCAAAAUGGAUGGAUUCUGAUAUCGCUGACUCAUUUAUAAAGAUCUUGUCAAAACAGGAUACUUUGCAAUACGACCAACUAGGUUUGUUGAUGCUAUCUUUAGUGAUGAAAUCUAAUAAUAAAACGAAUAAAAGUGACUUGUCACUUUUUGCGAGAAUUAAUCGGUAUACAAAUCAUCCUGCCGAUGUCGCUGAGAACUUUUCGAGGUUGUAUGAGCAAUCAAUUAAAUACUUGGAUGAAAUGAAAGAGAUAAACAACGCUGUUUUGGCUCAUCAUUCGAGUUUAACGAACAUUGCAACAAAUAUGAUAACAACAGUGUCUGAAGACAUUGAUGGAGAAGAGAGAAUAAUGACACAGUCAUAUAGUAAGAAGAUGUUCGAACAACAUGACUCAAAUGAGCAGUGGAAAAGAAUUAUUUCUGCAAUGACGGCAGAAAAAGGUCCGUGGUCAUCAAUUGUACCUGAAAAUGUCAUAAGAUGGAAGAGAGAGAACACAGCAUGCUUCGCUUUAUGCCCUUAUCGUAUGAAAAACAACGAUAAUUUUGAUGAUCACAAAAUUGCUUCUCAAUUCAGAGAUUCGAUCAUCACAGAGUUUAGAUUUGAGAAGAAGAAGACGGAAUAUCCUCCGAAAAAGAUCUUUUCCGGGUCACAAUAUGAAUUAAUCACGAAAUGCAAGAGAAUAAAGACAAAAGGAACCAAGAAAUACCUUCUAGGUAUUGCAGCAAACUCAAUUGACAUGGUUUCUUCUGAUUCUUCCAUUAGAAUUAUCCCGAAUUCUCAUGUGAAGUUUAUUUUCUUCAGAACAAGGUACCACAAACCUGUUGCUAUCGAGAUAUUCACGUUUUCUGGUAAAUCUUUCUUCCUAGAAUUCGUAGAAUAUAAAUCUUCAUUCCAAAUUUUGGAAAAAAUGUCAGAAAACCUCAAAAAGAGGGUCCAAACCACAGGAUUCUUGGACUUUUUCUCAAUUUCUGGCAUCACAGAGAAAUGGGUCAAUAAUAAGAUGUCAAACUUCUCUUAUUUGAUGAAUUUAAACGUUUAUUCAGGCAGAACAUUCAAUGACAUGUCGCAGUACCCUAUUUUCCCUUUAGUUCUCGUUCCUUCGGAGACUUAUGACUUAAAUGGUCCGAAAUCUUUCAGAGAUUUGUCAAAACCGAUUGGCGCUCAAGAUGAUGAGAAACUACAGAAGCUGAUAGAGAAAAUGAAUGACAAUGAAGAGCAUUUCUUGUAUACUUCUGGUCCAAUUUCAAGUUUAGUCAUUUGCCACUACUUAAUAAGAAUUGAACCGUUCACAACAUCACAUAUUGAGCUCCAGAGUGGCAAAUUCGAUGUUCCUGAUAGGAUUUUCUUUAAUUAUAACGCAUCAAUGAAGAAUAUCUAUGUUGAUUUGAACGAUAACAGAGAAUUAAUCCCAGAGUUCUUCUUCCAACCCGAAUUCCUUAAGAACCAGAACAAUUUCGACCUCGGAAGGACACAAACCGGAAUUAUCUCAGAUGUGAUUCUUCCAGAAUGGGCCAGCUCCCCACUAGAUUUCAUCUACAAGCAGAGAAAAGCUUUGGAAUCACAGUACGUUUCAGCACAUUUGCAUGAGUGGAUUGAUUUGAUGUGGGGAUACAAACAGAGAGGCGAAGAAGCAGAGAAAGCUAAUAAUCUUUACGAUCCAAACUUGUACGAAGAUGUUUGGGAGAAAAAUAAAGAAAAUUUGGCCACAAAAACGUUUUUGAAGCUUCUUGGACAAAUUCCUCCACAUCUUUUCAACAAACCACAUCCCCGCAAGGUCAUGAAUCAGAAGCAAUUAAUAACUGUUCCUUACCAUUACAUAAACCAAGAACUGAAAUCUGUCACUUUUUAUUACGGGUGUGCAGACAUGAAUGGUCGGUUAAUAUUAAUUGGUGAUGAUUCAUAUCUUCGUCUUUACAGUGAGUUAAUCACUGAUGAUGAGUUCGAAUUGAUCCAAUCCGAUGCACAUUUAAUAACAUCAAAAUUCCUUUCCCAAAACAUGUCAAAAGACAUGUUAUUUAGUUCCGGCAGCGAUUUCAUUGUAACUGCCAACAAACACAGUAAUCAGUUGUUCGUAAUUGGCGUUGACAAAGCAGUUACUUUUACAACAACUUCACCUCACAAAGAGAUAUCAAAUAUCUCAGCCGAUGGAAAUUAUUUUGCAACGACAGGAACGGACAACAUGCUCUAUAUCUAUAGAAGUGGUUUCUCCAAGAAGAUCUCCUUCUCAACACACGUUUACAGAGAAACAGUUACUUCUAUGUGCGUCAGCGAUUCCUACAAAGUUGUUGUUUGCGGAACAAGAGAUGGCGGUUUAAUCGUCACCAGUUUGACAGAUGGCAUCACUGUGAGAGUCAUGGAUGUACACGAGGAACCAGUGAAGAUAUGCGUAACUCAACAAUGGGGAUUCAUCGUUUGCUUGAUUCUGAUGCAAUCAAAUUUCAAAAUCGUUGUUUUCACAAUUAACGGAGAAUUUGUGAAUGAAAAAACAGUUAGAUGUGAUUCACAGGUCACAAACAUGUAUACUUUCUCAACAUACAAAGGAUUCGACUACAUAUGUGUUGUGAAUUCACUUGGAAAGUUGUUAGUUGCUGAAGUUUACACUUUAGAUUUUAAUAUUUAUUCACCAGGAUUAACAAGUGGAUUGUGCGCACUGACGUAUUCCCAGAACACAGAUUGUAUUGUAUUGAUGGAGAAAACAGGAAAAAUCAUUUACCAACCAAUUAAUACAACUAUGAAUUGA
Molecule: messenger RNA, 7296 nt
Organism: Trichomonas vaginalis G3
Lineage: Eukaryota; Parabasalia; Trichomonadida; Trichomonadidae
Product: beige/BEACH-related family
Exons: 1
Coding region: 1-7296 (2431 amino acids)
Molecular function (GO): protein binding
Source: RefSeq, a predicted model, not a curated record